Cutaneotrichosporon cavernicola is the source of this 4173-nucleotide messenger RNA. RefSeq lists its product as uncharacterized. The record is from RefSeq and is a predicted model, not a curated record. Gene Ontology annotation, molecular function: DNA binding. NCBI's taxonomy places the organism in Eukaryota, Fungi, Basidiomycota, Tremellomycetes, Trichosporonales, Trichosporonaceae. The transcript has 7 exons. The coding region runs from base 1 to 4173 and encodes 1390 amino acids.
AUGUCCAACUUUGGCCAAGGCUUCCAGAAUGCCGGCUUCGACCCCUCACUUCUCUACGGCAACAUGGGUGGCGCUGGUGGCGUAGGCAACGUAUCCAACGUUGGCAACAACAUGGGCAACGUCGGCGGCAUGAACCUUGGUGACCAGCAAAAGGUCGGACAGAACCAGUCCUUCAACAUGGCCAACCUUGGUGGCAUGGGCGCUGGAGGACUUGGAGGAGGCAAUAUGGGAGCAGGCAACGCCAACAACAACUCCUUGCCAUCAGGAUGGUUGAACCAGUUUGCGUCGCUCCAGUCUCAGUCGCUUCAGUCUCAGGCAGGCCAGCAACUCAACCCCAACGGUCAAGGCGGUGCUGGCCAAGGCCUCAACGCCCAGAACAUGGGUAUGCUCAACAGCAACGACGGCCGCCAGAUGGAGAUUCUCCGCUCCAUGCAGGCGACGCGCUUGACAAAUAACGGCAUGCCGAACGCCUCUCCACAGCAGAACCAGCAGGCGACCAACCUUCUGGCCCAGCAGCUGUUCGCCCAGCGCCAGGCUGCUGCCGGUCAGCAGCAGCAAAAUGCGCCUGCUGGUCAACAGCAGCGGCCACAGAUGGGCGCACAGCAGCCGAGCCUACAGAACAAGGACUUGUCGAACAUGGGCCCAAACAUGAUCAGCCAGUACACGAACAUGUUGGCCAAGACCAACCAGGUGACACCCGAGAUGCAGGCCGCAAUGCAGCGACUCCCCAGACGCACGGCCCAUCUUGCACAGAACCAAAACACAAGCAACAAUGUGGGGAUCAUGGACAUCCAAAACACGGGCACUCCGGUAAUGGGCAACACUGGUCUUCAGCCCCAGUCGGCACCGCAACAACAGGGCCAGCAGCAGGGCCAGCAGGCUCCCCAGCAACAGCAGCAGCCGCAGCAGCAACAACCCCAGCAACAGCAGGGCCAGCAAGUGCAGCCUGGCGGGCAACGAGGUCUUCAACUUCCGGCCAACAUCGACCAGGCGACUCGUGAGAACCUUCUGAAGCGGAUGAGUAUGGCGCGACAGCAGGGCCUGAGUGGUCUCACUCAACAGCAGCUCUUGCAGCUUGCUUCCCAAGGUCGCCUUCCCACAAACCGCCCGCCUGCCAACAUGGACCUCAACCAGUUCCAGCAGCUGGCGAAGCUCCCUCCUGGCGCGCUUCCAAACGGCAUGACGCCAGCCAUCCAGCAGCAGUUGCUACAGAUGCAGAAUCAACAGGCCUCACAGGGCAACGACACAGCCCACCAGCCUCCGGGCCAGAGUGCACAGAACCAGAACCAGAACCAGAACCAGAACCAGUCGAACCAACCCAACCAGAUGAACCAGAACCAACAAAGCCAAAACCAGAACCAGGCAGGCUCUCUGCCACCACAACAGUCGACGCCCAACCUUGGGACCCCAUCGCUACCUCCGCCGCAGCAGACGACCAGCGGCAAUGCGCAGUCCGCGCCGGCGAAUGGUGGCCCACAGCCACCUUGGCAGACCAACCCUAUCCGCAACCCGGCCAACAUGCUUCCUGAAGAGGACUGGCUCCGUGUGUUCCGCACAGUGAACCAGAACCAGAACCUCAACUACCCCAUGGUUGGCGGCAAGCAGCUAAGCCUUUACAAGCUGUUCACGAUCGUCUUCGCGUACAACGGGUACCGCUUCCUUGACUCCCAGCCUAUGGAGAAGGGAUGGGGCGCGAUGGCCCAGAUGCUCGGCUACCAGAACGCCAACGCACCAGGACCGAACGGCGGCGAUUCUGUCACCAAGCAGAUCAGCGACAUAUACCACACGCUCCUCGCGAGGUUGGAAGAAUUAUGGAUCGCCAACCUUCUGCAACAGCAGCGGCAGCGCCUGGUUGCAGCGCAAGGUCAGCAAUCAGGCCAACCUGGUCAGAACAACCAACAGCCGCAGCAACCGCCGGCUUCACAGGCGACUCAGCAGCAGCCAGACAGCCAGCAGCCGAACCAGUUCAACCUGCAGAACAACAUGUCGCGCCUCGCGCAGAUGACGCCCCAGCAGCAACAGCAGCUGAGCGGGAUAGUGCAACAGCAACAGCAACAGCAGCAACAGCAACAGCAGCAACAGCAACAGCAACAGCAACAGCAACAACAACAGCAACAGCAACAGCAGCAGUCAUCCGCACAGGGUGGCAUGCAGCCGCAGCAGCAGCAGAUGCAACAGCAAGCACCGGAACAGCAGCCGCAACAACCUCAGCCGAACGUGCAGCAGCAGAACCAAGGUGGCUUCAAUUUCAACUUCGGCAACGGCGGCAUGCCUCCGGGCCUCUCGAGCGAGCUCAUUAACGCAGUCGCGGCCAACCCCAACCUGCCGCUGUCUGAUGAACAGCGGCGCGUUAUGCGCUCUGCCCAUAUGCAGCAAGCGGUGCAGCAGGCGCAGCAAGCCCAGGCAGCCGCACAUGUUACUGAAGCGCAGAACCAGGCGCAACAGCAGCAGCAGAACCAGGCCCCCAACCAGGCGCAGCAGCAGCCUAACACAAUGUUGGGCGGUUCCAUGCCAACCCAACAGCAGGCGCCGUCGAUGCCGGGUCAGCAGCAAUCCACACCGCAGCAGUCGAUUUCGACGCCGCAGCAGCCUCAGCAGCAGGGUCCCUACCCGCAGCCCCGCAACUUGACUGAACUCAUCGCCAACGUUCGUGCCAAAGAGCACGAACUGGAGACCGCUUUCAUGAACACCAGAAAGCAGGUGGUGGUUGUUCCUCCCGAGCAGCAGGCCGAUUACCGCGUCACUCUGGAGCAGGUCGCCCGUCUCGCUCAAGAGGCUCGUGCCAAGAGCCCGCUGUUCAACGUUGUGUGCGCCAACGAGGAUGACAAAUACCGGUGCCAUAGCCUCGUUCAGCUCUCGUCAAUCAGUUCAGCAGCCGUCCAGAAGGCAAAGAUGAACCAGCCAUGCCUCAGCUUGAAGGAGCUCGAGGGCGUGCGUGGCCGAUUGAAGGGCUUCCUGGAUGAGUCGAACACUCAUCUCCACCAGUCCAUGUCUGAGCCUCGUCGACGGAUGCGCGUGCAGAUGCUCACCAGCGAGUUAUCCAAGACGACCAUGAACAACAACUCGGGGUCUAACGUGGUGGCCAUUGCACAGGCAGGCCAGGCUGUGGCGGCCGCGGCGACCACCGGCACACCGACAAUCCCUGCGGCGCCUCUGACUGGCACCCCGCUUCAGCACCCAGCCAUGCUGAGCCCCGAGGUUGUCAACAACCUCAUCAAGCGACCUUUGAAGCAAGAGGACUUGAAACCACCUCCUCUGCCCAAGGCUCGCAAGCAACAGCAGCAGGCUGCUCAGCAGGUUGCUCAGGCCACCAAGAUUGCUCCAUCACCAAAAACUGUCGAUGAGAAGCCCCCCAGAACCCCUGCGACCAACGCUGCAACCCCAGCAGCAGAAUCGUCCACACCCGGUCCCUCGGGAACCUCUGCCAAGAGACCCGCAAAGCGCAAGCCCUCGGCAGCCACGCCUAAGGCCAGCAAGAAGGUCAAGCUCGAGGACAAGGCCGAGAGCCCAUCGGUGCCUACACCGGCGGCGCUGGCAGCCACACCUCAGGACUCCACACCAGCCGCGGCAUCAGCACCGACUCCCGCUGCGUCGGGCUUUACCGGCUCUGCGCUCAAUGUUUCACGGGCGACCCAUGCGGACUACUUUGCCCAGCAACAAAAAGCCGCCGAGGCUGAGCGGGCCAAGUACACACAGUUCUUUGCCUCACGGCAGGCAGCGUCAACGUUUGACGGCGAUAUUGCGGCGGCCCUCAACAUGUGGGAGACGCAACAGGUGGACACUGCCGCGGCUCCAGACGUGGCAGGCCCAUCAAAUCUGGGCGAGACGGCUGCCGUGCUGGCCGCUUCCGUGAAGACUGAGGACGCGCUGGCAGACCAGUCCUGGCACGACUUCAUCAACGAGCAAAAUUUUGAUCCAGACGAGCCGACGCCUUUGCUCACUCGGUGUCGCUCGUUGGACACGGACCCCGAGUGCAGCCCACGCGACGCUGACCUGACCGGCCGCUCGCCGCUUGUGCAGAUGCACAUCGGCGUGCCUGGUGGUUAUGCGACUGCCCACGACAAGUUCGGAAACGGGCGCCGGGUGCCCUUGAUGAGCCCGUCGGCGCAGCCAUACAAUGGCAUGCUCUAUGUCGACCACGACGACACAACCGGACUUGAAGGGUUUAUGUGA